UAUAUAUUUUGUUUUAGAAAAAGGUGAAAACGUGGCUUUCUUUAAUAUGCUAUUGUACUAGGGUUUUAUCAGGGUAUAGCAAUGGAACACAAACCGCGACAUUCAAAACUGUAAUGGACAUGGCGACCAUCUCGUACAAGCCAGAGCCUCACACAAACCACUGAAAAUGAAAAGCCCAGACUCAAAAUCCGACAAAUAUCCGCCUCCGACACAUAAACUUGAAACUGAACAGUCUGAACCCGAACCCAAGAAACUGAAAAUGUCAACCACAACCACCGACGAUGACGAAGACACCAGCACCGCCACUGCGGCUCCCGAAACCAACAAAAAGCAAAGAUACAAGCGCCGCAAGAUUGCGAUAUUCUUUGCCUACUGCGGCGUAGGCUACCAAGGAAUGCAAAAGAACCCAGGUGCCAAAACCAUCGAAUCCGAUCUUGAAGAAGCGCUGUUCCUCUCCGGUGCGGUCCCGGAACAGGACCGCAACAAUCCUAAGCGCUACGACUGGGCCCGCUCUGCCCGGACUGACAAGGGGGUCAGCGCAUGUGGACAGGUUGUGUCAGGCCGGUUCUACAUCGAGCCGCCUGGCCUCGUCGAGCGGCUUAAUUCAAACCUCUCAUCUCAGAUCCGGAUAUUCGGGUACAAGCGCGUGACGGCUUCGUUUAACGCCAAGAAGUUCUGCGAUCGGAGGAGGUAUGUGUAUUUAAUACCCGUUUUUGCGCUCGAUCCCUCUUCGCAUCCCGAUAGAGAGAGCGUUUUGGCUAGUUUGGGAUCUGGGAAUGAACUCGUUAAGUGCUUGGAAUGUUCUGAGAGAGGCCGCAAGGUCGUAGGUUUAAUGGGUAAGCGUAUUUUUGAGUCUAAGGGUACUGUUGAGUCAGGCAUUACGUCGAGCAGUGGGGAUGCUAUUGAGGAAUCCAAUAUCAAAGAGGAAAGUAGGGCUUAUUUGGAAAAUGGUGAAAAUCAUAAGUUUAAUUCUGAAUCUAUAGAGGAAGCCAAGGUUGUAGAUGACAGUAGAGCUUCUGAAAUUGCUGCGGUUGAAGCUGAAAUUCCUGCCAAAAACGUGGAUACUGAUGCGAAAGUAAACCUGCAGGAGGGUGCAAAGGGAGGUGGGUAUUUUUAUGGUGAGAAGGAGAGGGAAAAUUUCAAUAGAAUUUUGAAGUAUUAUGUGGGGACUCAUAACUUCCAUAACUUCACCACCAGAACAAAAGCCGAGGACCCUGCUGCUCAGCGCUUUAUUGUUUCAUUCAACGCAAACGCUACGGUUACAGUCCAGGGUAUCGAGUUUGUCAAGUGUGAGGUUGUGGGGCAGAGCUUCAUGCUUCAUCAGAUUCGGAAGAUGAUUGGGCUUGCCGUGGCUAUCAUGAGGGAUUGUGCUCCGGAGUCACUGAUAGAAAAAGCUUUGCAGAAGGAUGUCAACAUUAACGUUCCUACUGCUCCUGAGGUUGGUUUGUACUUGGAAGAGUGCUUCUUCACGUCAUAUAACCAGAAAUGGAAAGACAGUCAUGAAGAGGUGUCCAUGAAAGCAUAUGAAGAAGAGGCAGAGGACUUCAAAAUGAAGCAUAUAUACUCUCAUAUAGCCUCAACGGAGCAUAAAGAAGGAGCCGUGGCCCUCUGGUUGCAUUCUCUCAACCACCGUAAUUAUCCAGAUUUACGUGUCGUCGGCAGUGAAGACAUAAGUGACGGGAGAUGUGGUGAAAUGGAGAACGCAGUCAACUCAUCUGCUCCAUGUAUUGGAGUUUAGGUCAAGGGAAUCACAUGAAAAUUUGACAGUUUCAUAGUUCGGUCUUACGAGGAGAGAGACCAUGCUGUAUGUUUCUCUGGAUUCAAUUUACAACACUCUCUUUCAUUGAAGAGGCCUGGACAUGGCAGCUCAAAGCAAACACGCACACCCAAGAGGCUAGAAGAGCCCCUGGCCAUGGAUUUCGUCCUCAUGGUAGACCCUGAUGACGGCUUUUUGGGUUCAAUCUGCAAAAGUUAAUUUGCAAUUUGCUUCAAUAUCUGAGUGUCACUGAAUUGCAGAGGUCUCUUUUCUAUAUCGUGAGAAUGGUGAAGCUUUUAAGCGGUGCACUUACGCUGCAGUAAAUAGGGGCUUUUAUGGUACGAGGUUUGGGGGAUGAAUAUUAUCAAGUCUGAGAUCAAAAUCAGAUCAGUAAUGUUACUCAUCAUCUUAAUUCUUAUUAUCAUUUUAUCA
Carya illinoinensis is the source of this 2188-nucleotide messenger RNA. RefSeq names its product tRNA pseudouridine synthase A-like. Gene Ontology annotation, biological process: mRNA pseudouridine synthesis; tRNA pseudouridine synthesis. The transcript has 3 exons. NCBI's taxonomy places the organism in Eukaryota, Viridiplantae, Streptophyta, Magnoliopsida, Fagales, Juglandaceae. Gene Ontology annotation, cellular component: nucleus. Gene Ontology annotation, molecular function: pseudouridine synthase activity; RNA binding. Bases 167 to 1738 code for a protein of 523 amino acids. The record is from RefSeq and is a predicted model, not a curated record.